Messenger RNA from Clarias gariepinus (North African catfish), 1459 nucleotides. RefSeq names its product NSFL1 (p97) cofactor (p47) (gene nsfl1c). Gene Ontology annotation, molecular function: ubiquitin binding. NCBI's taxonomy places the organism in Eukaryota, Metazoa, Chordata, Actinopteri, Siluriformes, Clariidae. The transcript is spliced from 9 exons. The record is from RefSeq and is a predicted model, not a curated record. The coding region runs from base 39 to 1154 and encodes 371 amino acids. Gene Ontology annotation, biological process: autophagosome assembly; proteasome-mediated ubiquitin-dependent protein catabolic process; Golgi organization. Gene Ontology annotation, cellular component: nucleus; cytosol.
UCGAGCAGUCGGACCUAGCUGCAGUUCCUCAGACCAAAAUGGCGUCGCGGGAUGAAUCGGUGAGGGAGUUUGUUGCAGUUACCGGUGUUGAAGAAGAAAGAGCCCGGUUUUUCCUUGAAUCCGCUGGCUGGGAUUUGCAGCUCGCCCUUGCCAGUUUCUUUGAGGAUGGAGGGGAUGAUGAUAUCGUCACUCUCCCUCAGCCAGAAAGCGGGCCGGGUCCUCGAUCCACAGGACAGAGUGAGCACCGAGUAACUUCCUUCAGAGACUUGAUGCAUGAAGAUGAAGAAGAGAGUGAUGAAGAAGGUCAAAGGUUCUUUGCUGGUGGUUCGGAACGCAGUGGCCAGCAGAUUGUUGGUCCACCCAAGAAGAAGAGCACAAAUGAGGUGGUGGAGGACUUGUUCAAGGGAGCAAAAGAGCAUGGGGCCAUUCCAGUUGACAAAGCAGGCAAAGGGCCUGGAGAGUCUAGCAGGGCCAAGGCGUUUGUUGGAGGUGGUUAUCGUCUGGGAGCAGCACCAGAAGAAGAGUCUGCCUAUGUGUCUGGAGACAGACGAUCCUCUGGCAGUAGUCAAGAUGUACAUGUGGUCCUGAAGCUGUGGAAGACAGGAUUCAGCCUUGAUGAAGGGGAGCUCAGAAACUACAACGAUCCUGGGAAUGUCCUCUUCCUGGAGUCCAUUCGUAGGGGGGAGAUUCCUCUGGAACUGAGGCAGCGCUCUCGGGGUGGGCAGGUGAAUUUGGAUAUGGAGGACCACAGGGAUGAAGAUUUCGCCAAACCCAAGCCCGCUUUUAAGGCUUUUACUGGCGAAGGACAGAAACUUGGCAGUGCCACUCCAGAGUUGGUAUCUGUCCCAAGCAUGGAUCAGGCACAUCAGGCUGCAAGCGAGGCUCGGGCCUGUGCAUCUAUCAGUGUGGAUGAGUCGCAGCCUGUUACCAACAUCCAGAUAAGGCUGGCUGACGGAGGACGGCUGGUGCAGAAGUUUAACCACACCCACAGGAUCUCUGAUAUCCGCCAGUUUGUGGUGAACGCUCGGCCAGCCAUGGGUGCAGCGGAGUUUGUCCUCAUGACGACUUUCCCCAACAAGGAGCUGACGGAUGAGAGUCAGACACUGAAGGAGGCCAACCUGCUGAACGCGGUCAUUGUGCAGAGGCUAAAGUGAUUGUGCCUUCUAGUGGCUAUGUUUUAUCACAGCACUCUGAGUUUCCUGCUCACCAGGAAACACAUGGACUUGAGGACUUCUUAUUUCUUUUUUCCCUUCGUGAAUUUUUUUUCCCUCAUUUGCAGUUUUGUGAUGGUGUGUACCUUUUGGAUAUAACAGAGAUAAAGAGGGAAAAAUAAAAGUAAUUCCUGUGAGACACUUUAAUGGAUGGAGAGCUGUAUGGAGUUUAAGUCUCCCAAAAAACCUACCCAAUAAACAUACUAGGAAAAACGCAUUCAAAUAAAGAAUAAAGAACUUUCUAAAUA